UUUGUGAUCUGAAGAAUGGCGUUUUACGUGUGGUCCCUCCUUAUUAUUCUGUAUCAAACUAUCCUAUGCGUGUUCUUCACCUGGUUGACGCUGGAGUGCAAACUAGCCCCGGAGCCGGCGGAACCUCGUGAGGUCACACUCAUCAAGAUGCUGUACUUGUUUGAGCCGGAGAGCUGCCAGCGCCACUAUUACUACAACUACUCGGUGUUGGUCGACAACACGCGCACCCGGUCGAAUAUACUCUGGAUGGAAACUAACUGGGUUGCUGCUUCUUUCAGAAACAAGAUGAAGCUGUGGGUGAGCCUCCACAUAUGUUGGCUAGGGCUGUCGCUCCUCAACGUCAGCCUCGGCCGCCGUCCGUGCGGGUUUUACACGAUACUACUGCCUCUAACAGGAAUCGGCAUAGCCCUGCUGGUCGUUGACUUGGUCCAUGCUGCGUUGUUCAUGCUUGACGCCGUCCACACACGGACUGAAGGACAAAUCUGGGACUACAUCGGGACCGAGCACCAGAUUAAGAUAAUCCCUCCGCUACCCCAGUACGUGGUUGCGGUGGAAGAAGCUGACACCUCCUGGGUUUCCCUUCUCUUCGCAUAUGGGAGCCUGAGGGGCAUCGUGCAGUGGAUCGUCAACUUCUGGAUCGUGCAGGACAACUAUUUUGAUGGACUGCAUUAUUAUCGGGAGUUAGGCUUGCAAGAGAAAAAUAAGCGAAGAAAUUAUUAACUAAAACGCGGAUACUGACAAAUACUAUAUGAAACCAUAAGAGAAC
Molecule: messenger RNA, 766 nt
Organism: Cydia strobilella
Lineage: Eukaryota; Metazoa; Arthropoda; Insecta; Lepidoptera; Tortricidae
Exons: 6
Coding region: 16-720 (234 amino acids)
Source: RefSeq, a predicted model, not a curated record